UACUCGCUUUGUGUUACACCGGCGUGACCUAGUAGUGCAGUGUGUCCUCCAAACUGUCAUCAUUUCACUUGUGAUCAUUUAAGAACAAGGACAGCCGAAAUAUGGUGUACGAGGAGAAAAUGAUCACAAACGGAGAACCCGAAGAUGAAGAAGAAGAAGAAGAGGACGAGGAAGAUUUGGUGGAUCCCCUUGAGUCAAUGCGACAGAAGUGUGCCGAGACGGAACACUGCGUGCACACUCAGGCACGCCUGGAGCAGUGCGAGACGCGAGUCAACUCUCGCUCCGCCACAGAGGAGGAUUGCACCGAGGAGCUUUUUGACUUCCUCCACGCUAGGGACCACUGUGUGUCACACAAGCUUUUCCAUUCAGUAAAAUGAAAACCCUCCUUCUUCUAUGGCACAUGCACGAUAGGGAAACUGUGGUGCUAAAUACAUAUAGUAUAUAUGUCAAUCUGCUGUUUGUUGUUAUUCUAACUGUAUGAUCAUGUGGACAAGACAGCAGGUGUAAAUGUCAUAAAAAGUCAAUAUUUGAUUAAAGUGGACAACUGAA
This is a messenger RNA of Nerophis lumbriciformis (worm pipefish), 549 nucleotides long. RefSeq names its product ubiquinol-cytochrome c reductase hinge protein (gene uqcrh). Gene Ontology annotation, cellular component: respiratory chain complex III. Lineage: Eukaryota; Metazoa; Chordata; Actinopteri; Syngnathiformes; Syngnathidae. The record is from RefSeq and is a predicted model, not a curated record. Gene Ontology annotation, biological process: mitochondrial electron transport, ubiquinol to cytochrome c.